UGGAAAAAGGAGAUGAAGGAAGUAACGUUUAUUGACAACCAGCAAGCAUCAACAAUAUUUUUCCAGGCAAGAGCUAACUGUCUUCCUCUAAAUGAGCGCAAGAGAUACAAGAAAGAGGACACAAGAUGUAUGAUGUGCAAUGCAGAAAAUGAAGACCUCGCCCACUUUAUAUUGAAUUGCCCAGCCUACGAAGAAGAAAGAAAAGAAUCAAUGCAUCUUCAGAAACCCUAUGCAAAGGAUAUUUUAGGGAUAUUUCUGUUUGAGGAGGAAGAUAUCGAAGAAAAGAAAGAAGUAUUGCUUAAGCUGUGGAAGAAAAGAAGACUGCUGGAAAUAAAACAAAGUUCUCCAUCCUAGUUGACCUUCAUCCUCCCAACACCCAAUCCUGUCCCCUAGUGAGAAUCCUAGCCACACAAACCAACCAUAACAAUGCAACCCAUCGAUCAAAGUAAAAGUUAAAGAUUAAGAAAUCAAGGAGGUGCCGAUACAAAGGCUAAACCUCCGAAAACCAUCGCAUCGCAUCGCAUCGCUGUUGUUGUUGAAGAGUUCAAGUUAGGGCGGAAAGCCGUUCGCAUCUAAUUCAAUAUACCCUAAUUCAAUAUACCCUGGUUCGCAUUGCUCUUUUACUUCUAUAGGUCAAGAAAGCUGUGCUGGUGGAUGGGCGUGCCGCGUGAUUAACUAGCAAGUAGCAACGCACUUUGAAGAUUUGUCAGGCACAAGGCGAAGAAUGGCCCAAGCACCUCUCAAGACAGCAUACAGGAGAAGCUCAGGAAGAAGCUCUCCCAUUCAGGAAGAUGCUCCCCCUUUCCCAAGGGCUCGUAAGAAUUCAAAUGCCAGCAUGGUCUCCGAGGGUUCACCCGCAUCACUCCGCAGACAGAGGCAAAACAUGCACAGCUUUGAGGGAUCGUCCUCAAAUUUAAGUCUGCCUUUGCUGUUUAUCAAGGAGAAGCUUCAAUGGACAGUGUUUUCAGCUGAAUACAGAGAGCGCCGCCACCUGGACUUUUUGAAAAGCUACAGAGAUGUGCUGGUCAUUGAUGAUGUUGAGAAGAAUGCCAUCAAAACAUUCAAGGAAGUGAUUAAACACUGCAAGAAAGAAAUGGACGAAGAUGUGUGGAUUGGAAUAAAAAAACACGCCGACACUGUCAGCCUGUUCGUGGAGCUGGCCGAGGGCACCCCGUUCGGUCACUACUGGUUCCUGGUGCGGUCGGUCAAGUACCGCAGCUCAGACGGACUGGAGAUGCGCAUCAGAUGCCUCAGGGAAGUGUGCUCCAGCGACGGACCCACCGCGGACCCGGCGGCACCCGGUGGCGGGCGGCCUCUCUCAGAGUGGUCUCGCGAUGAUCUAGUGCGGUGGAUGACCGCCAGAGUGACGGCUCUCCCCUGGGGAGAGGCGGCUGCCUUCUGUCGACAGAUAUUCAGCGUGGCCAUGGUGAGGGAGGUCUUCCGCUUCAUCACCGUGCUGCUUCUGCUGCUGGUCAACUGCUUCAAGGACGUCCACCUGUGGCUACUGCGGGCCGUCGACACGGCAGGGGUUUUCGUCCAACGCUGCACCCCUCUGGCCACCGCCCUGCUGCAGUUCUGUCUGAAGAUCGUCGGAGGGUUCUACAUCCUCCUAGCGCGCGUAUGGGUGGAUAUGCGUCAUGGAAGCCCGCCUCCGCCGCCGCCCCCUCCGCCAGGGAUGCCGUCAGCUCAGCCGCAGAGGGCGCUGAUGUAUCAGGGAGGUGCGCGAGGAGCGCCAGGGAGUGGGCCAUACUGGCAGGGGUCCCCCGGGCCCGGUAUGGGCCCGAGAGGGACGCCAGGUAUGGGGCCUGGUAUGGGACGAGGAAUGGGUCCUGGUAUGGGACCUGGUAUGGGUUAUGGUGCUCGUCCCAGUAUGACCCCAGGUAUGAGCCCUAGCAUGAGCCCCAGUAUGGCCUCUGGUAUGAGCUCCGAUAGUCCCCGGUCAGAGACUGAAACGUCGGACAUGGGCUGAAACGGGUCUGAUUAGGAUUCUUUGACCUGCCACAGGAAGACAGCGUUCGGCCAUGUUUUGUGCAAUGCAGGAUCGUGUUUGUAUAUAAUGUUUGUAAAAGUGGUGUUACUGUAGGAUAUGGGAGGUGGGGGAUGUCUUAACCGGCAAUAUUAACACCAAAGAGUAGGCCGGGUAUCGUGGCUGACUUAUUAUCGUGUUUCUAGGGGAUGUAUUGAGAAAGCAACUGCCAUUGCUGUUAUGGGUAGUGAUCGCCCGUAUUCUGGGUUCUGGGUUGCCAUGGUAACGCGAUCAGAACGCGGCCAAAUUUGUGGCAUUAAUUUAUUUCAGGAGUAUGAGCAGUUGGUAUUCUUUUAUGUUUUGGCUAGCAAAGUCGCUUUACGAAGGAACUUACCGUAGGGUUUUUCGGUUUCGUUUAUCGUUAAGUUUUAUUGAAUGUUUAUUUGCAUGUAGUAUAAAUCAUUAGGAUGUAAGAAAUAUAAUAAUUGUGAGGGUUAGCCAAAGCGCUAUGCCAAAAUCAGUUUAAGUUAUUAUUGCUUUUUGCAGUGUUCUGUCAUCUUCUGUGUGCUAUCA
Amphibalanus amphitrite is the source of this 2539-nucleotide messenger RNA. RefSeq lists its product as uncharacterized. The record is from RefSeq and is a predicted model, not a curated record. NCBI's taxonomy places the organism in Eukaryota, Metazoa, Arthropoda, Thecostraca, Balanomorpha, Balanidae. Bases 725 to 1969 code for a protein of 414 amino acids. The transcript is spliced from 6 exons.